This is a messenger RNA of Trypanosoma cruzi, 1038 nucleotides long. RefSeq names its product ADP-ribosylation factor-like protein 3A, putative. The record is from RefSeq and is a predicted model, not a curated record. The transcript has a single exon. Bases 1 to 1038 code for a protein of 345 amino acids. NCBI's taxonomy places the organism in Eukaryota, Euglenozoa, Kinetoplastea, Trypanosomatida, Trypanosomatidae.
AUGGUGAAGGCACAUUCAAAUGAAUCACGUUUAACUCAUUGUUGGCGUUGUGGGUUAGAGUUUAACAAUCGAACCGCUCAAAAUGCGAUUCGCUGUAGGAUAUGUAAUUUGACUUUUCAUCGAAGAUGUUACUUGGCUGAGACUGGGAUUAAUAAGGAUGAGGCAACGUCUUGUGUUUGCUGCCUGAGUGGAAUUUUGAGAAUGCCUCAUUCUUUAAGGGUUCAACAAAAUCCAGUAGCCACAAAGUUUCUUCGUGAUGGCUAUUGCGUGAUUUCACUGGCUACUCGUGCCAAAGAAAAAAAGCUUCUUUCAGAGACACUGGAAAAAUAUCGAGCCAAUGCGGAUCACUAUUUUAAAUCCUUUAUGCAUGCCUAUGAGGCAAAAGUGGAGUUUUCUACCAAGGUUCCUACACUUGAAAGUGGCUUUUCCAAUUUUAGAGAGAGGGGAAGUGGCAGGUUUGAAAUGAUUUCCACCGAAAUCGGAAACGAGGUACUUAGUAUUCUAGGAAAUUGUAACGAGCUAUCGAAUAUUUUAGAUUUGCUACUGACUUCCGCAAGGAGGGGGAUGCGAGUAAAGAAAAGGUUGAUGUCAACCGGUUGUUUUUAUUCCCUUCCCGGGAGUUCGAAGCAAAGUAUUCAUACAGAUGGGCCUCCUUUGAGUUCUGUGGUUAAUUUGUUUCCGUACGCCAUAAAUGUUUUUAUUCCUCUUGUGCCUGUUGACAAAAAUAAUGGUACGGAGGUAUUUCCUGGAUCACAUCGCAUAGAAUGGGAUUCUAGAUCUUCACUGAAAAAAAAACCGGUAACACCAAUUAUUCCUUUUGGGAAGGCAUUGUUAUUUGAUUACAGAUUAUUACAUCGUGGUUUGGGCAACCGACUAGGUUCACCUCGCCCAUGCUAUUAUGCAACAUUUGUUCGUUCGUGGUACGAAGAUAAAUUUAACUUCAGUUUUAGUCGUUACAGAACAGUUUUGCAUGUGCCUUCAUACUUGUUGGUGCGUAGAAGUGACGAAAAUGUGCAAAAGAGGCGAAGAAUAGAAUGA